Dermatophagoides pteronyssinus (European house dust mite) is the source of this 1580-nucleotide messenger RNA. RefSeq lists its product as uncharacterized. NCBI's taxonomy places the organism in Eukaryota, Metazoa, Arthropoda, Arachnida, Sarcoptiformes, Pyroglyphidae. The record is from RefSeq and is a predicted model, not a curated record.
UCAUUUUUCUGGCUGAUGAUGCAAUUUUGAUUUUUUUUUGUUUUGAUUGAAAAUUUUGUUUUUGUUUUUGUUUGGAAAAAAAAUGAAGAACGAGACAAUCCUCGGGAUAUCUUUUAUCAUAUUUUCAACUAUUUUUGUCUAUUUUUUAAGCUUUAUUCUCAUUAUGGCCCAUGCCGAUGAAACCACAACAAAAUCCUCAUCAUCAUUGAUGGCCGAUAAAUUUUUUGAAGAUAAUCCUGAUAGUCAUUCAAAUUGGUGGAAUGAUAAAUUUUAUGAAACUUCUGUUCCAGAUGAUGAUGAUAAUGAUCCUUAUGACGAUAAUGAUAUUAACUUUGAUAAUAAUAAUGAUAAUAACAAUGGUGAACAACAAAAAAAUUUCCAUCAAAAACAUUUAAAAUGUUUCAAACAAAUGUUAAAAUUAUAUGGAAAAAUUGCCAAUCAAUUUAAUAAACUUUUUCGAAUGUCAAUGGAAAGAAAUCCUCAUAAAGAAUUUGACAUACGAUUAUCAUUAAAAUUAUAUGAAUUGAAUGAUUUCAAUGAUUAUAUUCGACAAUUUGAAAUGAUUCAUAAAGAAUUUCUUCUUGAACUUGAUGAUCCAGAUUCAGUCGCCAAAAUCAACAACAAUGAUCAAAAAUCAAAAUCCAAUCAACCAAAAUUCUGUGAUCGAAUCAAACAGAUUGAAUAUCGUUUUCAAAAUCUUUUACAUCGUACGAUUAUUGAACCGAAAAAAUCAUCAUAUGAAAAAUUACGAUCAUUUAGUUCAUUGUUAGUAAUCAAUCGUCAUUAUCUAAUCAAUUAUCUUACACCGACUGUUGCAUUUCUUGUACAGAUUUCAUUAUUAUUGUAUUAUAAUACAAUAACCAUAAGAAAAUGUAUUGGUCUUAUUAUUUUUAAUUUAAUUUUUACUGGUUCAUUGAUGAAAUAUUAUCUGGAAAAACAAAUUGAACAUGAACGAUUAAUUUAUUCGGAUUAUAAUCCCGAUCUAAUAACAUUGAUUGUACAAUAUUUUAUGACAAUUUUUACCUAUAUGAUGACAGAAUUUAUACAAAAAUUACAACCACAAUUACAACAAUUAUUUGAACAGAUUACUAUCGAUUCAUGGAAUCCAUUUAUUUUUAUACGAAAUUUUUGCAUAUUAAUGUUUUCAAUAUUUUUAUUAUUUCAAAUGAUUCCUUAUAUUUUUAAUUUUUUUGUUAACAUUAUCCAUAUUUUAUUUGAUCAUCAUCAUCAUCAUCAUCAUCAUCAUCGUCAACAACAACCAAUGAAUUCACAUCGAAUGAAUCAAAAAGAAAUAACAAAUUCAAAUGGUAAUGAUCAACCUCCAACUAUUGUAUAUAAUUUUAAUAAUAGCACAAUCGGUACUAUUGAAUGUUUAGAUUCUCAGCGACUAAAAUCUUCAUCAUCAUCACCAUUGAUAUUGUCACCAAAGUUGGAAUCAACUAAAACUACCAAUGCUGAAUUACCAAGUGAUAAUGAAGAAUAUUAUUCUGCGGAUGAAAAUUCUUGAAAUUUUAAAUGAUUUAUUUUGUUUUUUCUUGUUAUUAAAUGUGUCACAUUGUUUUGAUAUUUUAAUUUAUUAA